UCGGUGUGUCUGUCCGGAAGUCUCCUUCAUUCUGCAGUAGGUAUAUUUGUAGUAAAAUGUUGGCUUGUUACGGCUCUUUGGAAGUGUUCUACCGUGUUGGAUUAAAGGGUGUAACCACGGAAACGACGCAGGGUAACUACGGGAGGGAACACGUGCAGGUAGCGGGAGCCCCCGAGGCUUUCUGACGGCUGGAGCUACACCGAGACAAGUGACCGAAACUCCGCCGGGGACACCUGCCCGCCCCCGGGAUACACCUGCCAGCCGGCCCGCGCGCUCUACAUACCGGGGCAUGCGGACUAACUAACAGCUGACCGGUGUCUCUGCUCCUUUACACGAAGAAACUUCCCAAUAAAAAGGAUUCUAAUGGAUUUGUAAGGACACCGUUUGUUCUUUUGGGAUCAUGUCGGUGAACGAGCUGUACACAAAGUACACCCGGGUGUGGAUCCCCGACCCAGAGGAUGUGUGGAAGGCUGCGGAGAUCGUCAAAGAUUAUAAAGAAGGAGAGCCGGUGCUACACCUCAAACUGGAAGAUGAAACGCCUCUGGACUACCCUGUGGGUCCGAAGGCGAACCCUCUUCCUUUCCUGCGUAACCCGGACAUUCUGGUGGGAGAAAACGACCUCACUGCUCUCAGUUACCUUCAUGAACCGGCGGUGCUGCACAACCUGAAGGUCCGCUUCCUGGAGCCCAACCACAUCUACACCUACUGCGGGAUUGUGCUGGUGGCCAUCAACCCGUAUGACCAGCUGCAUAUUUAUGGCGAGGAGGUGAUCCGGGCGUACAGCGGCCAGAACAUGGGCGACAUGGACCCACACAUCUUCGCUGUGGCUGAGGAGGCAUACAAGCAGAUGGCCAGGGACGAGAGAAAUCAGUCGAUCAUCGUGAGCGGAGAAUCCGGCGCAGGAAAGACGGUUUCUGCAAAGUACGCUAUGCGUUUCUUUGCCACGGUGGGCGGCUCGGCCAACGACACUAACGUGGAGGAGAAAGUGCUCGCCUCCAGUCCCAUCAUGGAGGCUAUUGGAAACGCUAAAACCACGCGGAACGACAACAGCAGUCGCUUUGGGAAGUACAUUCAGAUCGGCUUCAGCAAACAUUACAACAUCAUCGGAGCCAACAUGAGGACGUACCUGCUGGAGAAGUCUCGCGUCGUUUUCCAGGCUGAAGACGAGAGGAACUAUCACAUCUUCUACCAGCUGUGUGCCUCGGCCAGUUUACCCGAGUUCAAAGACCUCGGCCUCACUAGCGCAGAAGACUUCACGUUCACGUCUCUGGGACAGAACAUCUUCAUCGAGGGAGUGGACGAUGCUGAAGACUUUGAGAAGACCAGAGAGGCCUUCACGCUGCUCGGGAUAAAGGACGUGAGUCAGAGCAGCAUCUUUAAAGUGGUGGCCUCCAUUCUCCAUCUGGGAAACAUCGAGAUCUCCUCGGAGCGAGACGGAGAGUCCUGUCGCGUCUCGAGAGACGACGUCCACCUGCAGCACUUCUGCCGGCUGCUGGGCGUGGAGCUGCAGCAGAUGGAGCACUGGCUCUGCCACAGGAAGCUGGUGACCUCGUCGGAGACGUACGUGAAGAACAUGUCCAGCCAACAGGCGGCCAACGCCCGCGACGCGCUCGCCAAACACAUCUACGCUCGCAUGUUUGACUGGAUCGUGGAGCACAUCAACAAUAUGCUGCAGACCUCGUCUAAACAGCACUCCUUCAUCGGAGUCCUCGACAUCUACGGCUUUGAGACGUUCGAGAUCAACAGUUUUGAGCAGUUCUGCAUCAACUACGCCAACGAGAAACUUCAGCAGCAGUUUAACUCUCAUGUGUUUAAGCUGGAGCAGGCGGAGUACAUAAAGGAGCAGAUCCCCUGGACUCUGAUCGAUUUCUACGACAACCAGCCGUGCAUCGACCUGAUCGAGGCCCGGCUCGGCAUCCUGGACCUGCUGGAUGAAGAGUGUAAAGUGCCGAAGGGGACGGAUCAGAACUGGGCCCAGAAGCUCUACAAGCAGAACUCGAGCAGCGCUCACUUCCAGAAACCUCGCAUGUCCAACACCUCCUUCAUCAUCAUCCACUUUGCUGACAAGGUGGAGUACCAGUGUGAAGGCUUCCUGGAGAAGAACAGAGACACCGUGUACGAGGAGCAGAUCAACAUCCUGAAGGCCAGCCAGUUCCAGCUGGUAGCAGAUCUGUUCAGUGACAAGAGCGACGUCGCCCCCCCACCAAAGUCCUCCAGAGUCAACGUCCGAUCAGCGAAGCCGACUCCCAAAGCUCCCAACAAGGAGCACCGCAAGACCGUGGGCCACCAGUUCCGCAGCUCUCUGCAGCUCCUGAUGGAGACUCUGAAUGCCACGACUCCUCACUACGUCCGCUGCAUCAAACCCAACGACAACAAGGAGGCUUUCUCGUUUGACUCGCGGCGAGCGGUGCAGCAGCUGCGAGCCUGCGGCGUCCUGGAGACGAUCCGGAUCAGCGCCGCUGGCUACCCGUCCAGGUGGACGUACCCAGACUUCUUCAACCGGUACCGAGUUCUGCUGAAGAAGUCAGACAUGACGUUAGCUGAUAAGAAGCUGGUGUGCAAGAACCUGCUGGAGACACUCAUCAAGGAGGCUGACAUGUUCCAGUUUGGGCGGACUAAGAUCUUCUUCCGGGCGGGCCAGGUGGCCUACCUGGAGAAGCUGCGUGCGGACCGGUUCCGCUCGGCCUGCAUCCAGAUCCAGAAGACGGUGCGCGGCUGGCUGGCGAGGGUUCGAUACCGCAAGAUCAGAAGAUCUGCCGUCACGCUGCAGCGAUACGGCCGCGGAUUCCUCGCUCGCAGACUGGCUGAGUUCUUGCGUCUGAGCCGCGCGGCGCUCGUCUGUCAGAAGCAGUACCGCAUGGCGAGAGACAGACGGGUCUAUCUGAGGGUGAGACGGGCAGUCGUCACCAUCCAGGCCUUCACCAGAGGGAUGUUCACCCGCAGGAUCUACCGGGAGUUCCUGCUGCACCACAAAGCGAUGAUCAUCCAGCGGAGCGUGCGCGGCUGGCUGCAGCGCAGGAAGUUCAGGCGGGCGCGCGACGCCGCCAUCACCAUCCAGUGUGGGUUCAGGCGCGUGCGAGCCAAGCGGGAGCUGAAGCAGCUGAAGAUAGAAGCUCGCUCCGCCGAACAUCUGAAGAAACUCAACAGCGGCAUGGAGAACAAAAUCGUCCAGCUGCAGAGGAAGAUGGACGACCAGUCCCAGGAGUUCCGGGCUCAGAGGGACCAGCUGGCGGUGGUGAACGUCUCUCUGGGCACGGAGGUGAAGCUGCUGCAGAAACAGCUGGAGCAGGUCCGUCAGCAGGGAGGAGCCAAUCAGAUCGCCUCGCUGCAGGAAGAGCUGGCGAAGCUGCAAGAAGAUCUGCAGGGCGCCGCCGCCGACAGGAAGAGACUGGAAGAGGAGCACGGCGCCGAGAAGACGGGGCUGCAACUGAGGGUGGAGGAGCUGGAGAGAGAGAACUCUCUGCUGAAGAGUGAAAAAGAAGAGAUGAACCAGAAGAUCCUGCAGCUCACCAACACUACGCAAGUAGACGGCAGCGAUGCGUCUGAGCGUGAGGCGUCUCUGCAGGCGGAGCUGGACGGAGAGCGCCAGCGCUACCAGAACCUGCUGAAAGAGUUCUCCAGACUGGAGCAGAGAUACGAGAACCUGAAGGAGGAAAUGUCGCUGAGCAAGUUCCAGCCGGGCCACCGGAGGAACCCGUCCAAUCAGAGCAGCCUGGAGUCUGACUCCAACUACACGUCCAUCUCCAUGUCCGAGGUCGGAGACACCGAAGACGCCAUCCAGCAGCUGGAGGAUCUGGGCAUGGAGAAGGCAGCGAUGGACAUCAGUCUGUUCAUGAAGCUGCAGAAGAGAGUGAGAGAGCUGGAGACGGAGAGGAAGAGGCUGCAGGCCAACGUGGACAAGAUGGAGGAGCUCGCCAAACGCACUGACACACUGCAGAGUUCUGAGCCGAGGAGUCCCAUCUCGGAGCAGGAGAACGCCGAUCUGGCCUACAACAACCUCAAGAGGCAGGAGCUGGAGUCGGAGAACAAGAAGCUGAAGAACGACCUCAACGAUCUGAGGAAAGGCAUCGCUGAGCGAGCGUCGCGGAACGAUUCGUCCAACGAGCUGCAGGACAGCUACAACCUGCUGCUGAGUCAGCUGAAAUCAGCCAAUGAGGAGCUGGACGCUCGCAAAGAGGAAGUCCUGAUUCUGAGGACUCAGAUCGUCAGCGCCGCCCAGCUCCGAGAGAACAACCAGCGCAUCGAGGAGAAUAAAGUUCCCGAACUCAACAACAGCAGCGAGCCGGUGGACAAAGACGAGGCUCUGAAAGCCUAUCACGGACUCUGCGAGUCCAAGAAGCUGCUGGAGGCCCAGCUCCAGAGCCAGCAGCGGCAGCAUCAAGACGAGCUGGAAGCUCUCCACACUCAGAUCGAGCUGCAGAGAGACGACAUCGAGAAGAAGACGGAGCUGCUCAACUACACGGCAGGCCUGUCUCCUGAGGCUCAGGUGGAGUUCAGCAUCGGCCAGGAGAUCACACGCCUCACCAACGACAACCUGGACCUAAAGGAGAUGGUGGAGAAGCUGGAGAAGAACGAGAGGAAGCUGAAGAAGCAGCUCAGGAUCUACAUGAAGAAAGUCCAGGAGUUUGAAGCAUCUCAGGCUGUGGUUGAGUCCAGCAGGUCUCGUCCUGAGUUGACCCGGCAGGUGACGGUCCAGAGGAAGGAGAAGGACUUUGAGGGGAUGCUGGAGUACCACAAGGAGGACGAGGCGCUGCUGAUCAAAAGCCUGGUCACAGACAUCCGGCCCAGCGUGGUGUCGGCCACCGUUCCCUGUCUGCCCGCCUACAUUCUCUUCAUGUGCAUCCGCCACGCCGACUACAUCAACGACGACAGCAAGGUGGAGUCUCUGCUCACCGCCACCAUCAACGCCGUCAAGAAAGUCCUCAAGAAAAACAAUGAAGACUUUGAGAUGACAUCCUUCUGGCUGGCCAACACCAGCCGGCUGCUGCACUGUCUGAAGCAGUACAGUGGAGACGAGGCGUUCAUGACGCAGAACACGAGCAAACAGAACGAACACUGUCUGAAGAACUUCGACCUGGCCGAGUACCGGCAGGUGCUGAGCGACCUCUCCAUCCAGAUCUACCAGCAGCUCAUCAAAGUGGCCGAAGCAACCAUCCAGCCCAUGAUCGUGUCGGCCAUGUUGGAGAGCGAGAGCAUCCCCAGCCUGGCGGGGGUGAAGCCGAUGGGCUACCGCCACCGUUCGUCCAGCAUGGACACGGACGCCGGCGGCCCCGCCAGCUACACGCUGCAGGCGCUGAUCCGCCAGCUGGGCCAGUUCCACGCCGUGAUGCAGGAGCACGGCCUGGACCCCGAGAUCACGGGCCAGGUGGUCCGCCAGCUGUUCCACUGCAUCAACGCCGUCACGCUCAACAACCUGCUGCUGCGCAAAGACGUGUGCUCCUGGAGCACUGGCAUGCAGCUACGGUACAACACGAGUCAGAUGGAGGAGUGGCUGCGAGCCAACAACUUGUACCAGAGCAAAGCCGCGGCGACGCUGGAGCCCGUCAUCCAGGCGGCGCAGCUGCUGCAGGUCAAGAAGAAGACCACGCAGGACGCCGAGGCCAUCUGCUCGCUGUGCUCCGCGCUCAGCACGCAGCAGAUUGUGAAGAUCCUGAACCUUUACACUCCUCUGAACGAGUUUGAAGAAAGAGUGACCGUGUCCUUCAUCAGAAACAUCCAGAACCGUCCCCAGCAGAGAAGCGAUCCUCCACAGCUGCUGAUGGACACCAAGCACACGUUCCCGGUCCUGUUCCCUUACACACCGUCGGCCCUGAGCCUGGAGACGCUGCACAUCCCCGCCUCGCUCUGCCUCGACUUCCUCAACAGAGUCUGACGUCUCCGAGAGCAACCGCCGGGGACCGAGACAGCCACCACGCGCACAGCUGGACAGGAAACGGAGCUUUGAACCAGCCGACGGACAGCCAUUUCUACUACAGCCCUGCUCCUUCUGUCACCGGCUGCUCCUCCGGUCCCCACUGGGACACUGUGACACUAACAGGAAGUGCAGACAGACCUAAGUGAAAGAAGGAACAGGAAAGUGCCCCCCCCCCAGCAGGAAGAAGGUCAGUGAGAAGUUUCAGAAAGCUCAGGAAGGAUGCAGAGAAAAGAGCCUCCAUACUUUCAUGAUCCACCAAUCAGAACCAGAUUCACAACCCCGCACGAUGAGACGGGAGUUUUCUGUCCACAGACAAACACCACAGGACUCGGAAACACAUCAACUAACCAAUAAUCACUUUAAUUUACUUUUUCAGCCGCUUGCUGUUCAUAUAAAUGUCUUAAUGUACAGUUUACGCUAGUGCUUCCCCCUCGGGAACACACAGUACAACAUAACAACUCUCAAAUCCACAUCAUCCACUCUUCUAGAGCCGGGCCAUAUGGAAAAAAAUCAAAUAUCACGACAUUUUUGCCAAAAUACCUCAAUGUCGAUAUUGUGGCACCGAUACUGUAAUGUGUAGUGUGACUAUUGGUGCUUUCACAAAAUAUUAACACAAUGAGUUUUGAUAAAUAAUCACCAAUA
This is a messenger RNA of Perca flavescens (yellow perch), 6556 nucleotides long. It is a transcript of the gene myo5b, whose product is annotated as myosin VB. The coding region runs from base 401 to 5872 and encodes 1823 amino acids. The transcript has 39 exons. Gene Ontology annotation, biological process: actin filament organization. NCBI's taxonomy places the organism in Eukaryota, Metazoa, Chordata, Actinopteri, Perciformes, Percidae. Gene Ontology annotation, cellular component: myosin complex; membrane; actin cytoskeleton. Gene Ontology annotation, molecular function: ATP binding; actin filament binding; microfilament motor activity. The record is from RefSeq and is a predicted model, not a curated record.